Condylura cristata (star-nosed mole) is the source of this 2489-nucleotide messenger RNA. RefSeq names its product HLA class I histocompatibility antigen, A-11 alpha chain-like. The transcript is spliced from 5 exons. The record is from RefSeq and is a predicted model, not a curated record. Bases 1569 to 2489 code for a protein of 306 amino acids. Lineage: Eukaryota; Metazoa; Chordata; Mammalia; Eulipotyphla; Talpidae. Gene Ontology annotation, cellular component: external side of plasma membrane. Gene Ontology annotation, biological process: positive regulation of T cell mediated cytotoxicity; antigen processing and presentation of endogenous peptide antigen via MHC class I via ER pathway, TAP-independent; antigen processing and presentation of endogenous peptide antigen via MHC class Ib. Gene Ontology annotation, molecular function: signaling receptor binding; peptide antigen binding.
UUAAUGUCCUCCUUGACCUGAAUCAUGUUCUCUCAGAAGAGAUGUCUCCUGUGUCAGGGCUGGGGCACCACAGAGCAUGUGGGCAUGUUUUGAAGGGCCUGGUGACUUGCUUCCUCCUGGUGUUUCAGCCUGUUGGGUGAAUAACUGCAGCUUCCCCCAUCCCCUCCGCCCCCAGGGAGGCCUUGUCACUUCCAGCAGGCCUUCUAGCGCCCCCUGGAGGUCACCUUGCCCUCUAACACUUCAUGUUGCAGUUUGGAGCCAGGAUCCCAAUAAGUCCCUGCUCACACCACCAGCUGCUCCCCAGGGCUCCAGAGAUGGCUCUCAGUGGUAAGGAGACCUGAAAGGGGGACCCUGGGAGCCUCAGCACAGGCAUGUGCACCCUGAGGCCCCUCUGGCAUGUUGUUGAGGUCCACCUUGGGGACCAGGGUUGGCAUUGUUAUGACUCCGUGAGAGCCAGUCACAGCUGAGCAGUGAGUAACCAGGAUACUUUUCCUUCUUGGGCUGAUUUUUAUUGGUCCCGAGGUUAUAAUUACCUUGUUCCCUCACUAUCUUAGUUCCUGUUGUGCUCAUUCCUACCCCCAUCCCAGGGUUAGACUCUCCAUGGACACAUCACACAGCCCAGCUCUCCUGCCCGCUCCAUCCUCCAACCCUUGAAGUCACCCAGAAUCUGUCACAACUCCAUGAGGUCAAAACGAUGUUCAAAACAUCACUAGACACCAUUUGUGUUUCCACUAUUUUGGCAUUUAGUGACGUAAAAUUUAGUAAGAGUGGAGAUUAUAGUACCAGCUGCAGAAGCAAUAAUUCUUCCCAGCACUUACCUGCAGAAACAAAAGCUAAAGACAGCUUCACUUGAAAAUGUCCUGGAAAAAGCUUUAAAAGUUGCUGUCAUUUUGUGCCAUCCUCAAAUUCACAUUUUAAAAUACCUGGUGUGAUGAACUGUGAGCACACAGAGCUCUCUGUGGGAUUCCCUCACUGCACCAAAUUUGCAUAGAUGAGUAAGAAUAUGUUUAUUUGUGGCAACACCAUCUUUACUUGAAGGGAUGAAAGACAAAAAUUAAAGUUAUUUAGAUUUAGUUAAUUAACAGACACUUUCCUCAAAUGAAUGUCUGCUUCUUUAGGAAAAUCAAGACCGUUGACAAAUGAUAGUAAUUUUAUCUUGAUGAAGCAUAAGCUCUCAGAGAAAACCUGAAUUAUGAAAAAUUGUUGUCAUCACUACUUGACAGCUUAUUAGUACUUAUUUUACUUCUGGGAUUUGUGAUCAAAAAAUAAAACUUUUUUUUUUUAUAAUUUGAUUCCAGUGUAACACUGAAGAUCUAUGUAACUUAGUAAACAACAUAUUACCUACAAAAAACCACCACACAUUAGCACAAGUUCUAGCCAAUAGGCAAGAGAGGCCUAUAGAAAUGCGACAGCACAGGAGAUACUCCAUGGUGUUAUUUCAGGUUUCCCUUUGCCAAUAACCUUCGAGAACCACCUGUAUAGUUUUAAUUUCAUACCAAAGUGGAAUAUUAACAGUUUUCUGAAAACACUGCCCAGGUUCCCACUCCCUGAGGUUUUUCUCCACUGCGAUGACCCAGCCCAGCCCCAGGGAGCCCCGCUUCAUCACGGUGGGCUACGUGGACGACACACAGUUCUUGCGGUUCGACAGCGACUCUAUGAAUCAGAGUGUGGAGCUCAGGGCACCCUUGGCGGGGCAGGUGGGGCAGGAGGAUCUGGACGAGGAGACCGGGAACCAGAAGAACGAGGCUCAGUGGUUCAAAGCGCUGUUGCAGGAUCUGUACGUCCACUACAACCAGAGCAACAACGGGAUUCACACCGUCCAGAGGAUGUGUGGCUGCGAGGUGGGGCCAGCCUGGAGCUUCCUCCGCGGGUACGAGCAGUUCGCCUAUGAGGGCACCAAUUACAUCGCCCUAAACCCGGACCUGCGCUCCUGGACCCCCGCGGACACGGUGGCCCAGAUCACCCAGCGCCAGUGGGAGGCUUCAGGGAGGGCGGAGCAAGUCAGGGCCAUUCUGCAGGGCAGGUGCCUGAAGUGGCUCCGCAGACUCCUCGAGCUGGGGAAGGAGGUGCUGCAGCGCACAGAUCCCCCAAACACACACAUGACCCACCACCCUAUCUCUGACUGGAACGUCACCCUGAAAUGCUGGGCCCUGGGCUUCUACCCUGCGGAGAUCACCCUGACCUGGCAGCGAGAUGGGGAGAACCUGACCCAGGACACAGAGCUAGUGGACACCAGGCCUGGGGGGGAUGGAACCUUCCAGAAGUGGACAGCUGUGGUGGUGCCUUCUGGAGAGGAGCAGAGAUACACGUGCCAUGUGCAGCAUGAGGGGCUGCCGGUGCCCCGAGUCUUGAGAUGGGAGCCCUCCACCCCCACCGGGGGCCUCAUCGCUGGCCUGGUUCUCCUUGGAGCUGUGCUCACUGGGGCUGUGGUGGCUGCAGCUGUGAUGUGGAGGAAGAAGUGCUCAGGUAGGGAGGGAGUGGGGUCCUGA